CUCACUAGUCCAGUAAUCCCACCAUGUUCUGGAUUCAUUGGGAAUGGUCCACUUGCGAGUACGGGGCAGGUUUCUUAGAAAGCUGAUUUAUUGGAUAUAAAAACAGCCUGAACCGUACGGAAAAGGAUAUCUCGCGACAUAUGAGGACACCCUCUGUCUGUGUCUUGCCUCACAGGAUGUCCAGCAUGGUGUUACUGCAAUAGAGGGCAAUACCACAUAAGGAUCUGCAAACAGAAGGACUCUGCUAGUGGAUCAUCAUGCCUCGUCUAGGUGUCAGUCACAGCUUCAAGCUUAAAUCUAACCCUGUUCGGCUUCUCUGUGUUCUGCUGGGCCUCUUAGUUAUACACACUCAUGCAAAAGAUGCCCUUCCUGUACCGCAGCAGGUCAGCCUGUCACCAAACCUUUACAAACAGCAACUAUCCAUAUCCUGGCUCGGAGGAGCAGCCACAACGUUUGACCUCAUGAUUCUACGAACGGAACUCAAUGAAACUGUCUUUUAUGAGACUGUGUCUGCGACAAUAAAUCAGGAGAGCGGUCGUCACCAGUGGAACUGGACCUCAGUGGAACCUCUAGAGUGUACCUCCCUGUCUAUAAAUAUCCGCUCAAGAGAUGGACAGACAACAAGUGAAUGGAGCGACACUCAGAUACUUCAAGGAAACGAUAUCCCCAGCAAUGAGAAAUUCCAGAUGUACCCCCAGGACAGAAUUGUGCCUGUGGGGGCCAACACCACCUUCUGUUGUAUCGUGGAAGAGGGGAAGGUCUUUGGCACCAUCCGCUACAGCAACAUAGUUAUGAACACGACACGGCUGAGCAGGCGAACUUAUGCCAUCACAGUGCUCAAUCAGGAACCGUCUAGCACCAGUACUGGAACCAACGUCCCUUGUUUAGACAAUCUGAAGACAAAAAUUACUGGAGCGGUGGUGUUUGUUGGAGAAACACCGCUGCCCACUGAUCUUGUGUGCGAGACUCGUGACUUAACCUCAGCCGUGUGCAGGUGGAACGAAGGUCGGAACACACACUUGUACGGCAAACAAAGAAGAACGCAGUACUCUCUGAACAUGAGGAGUUGCCCUGAAGACAAGUCACAGCAGAAGCAGAAAGAGUGUAGCGUAGACAAGUGGGAGGAUAACUGGACUCUGGUAGCUGUUAACCCUCUGGGCCAGUACAGCCUCUCUGACUCUGCUGAACUCACACACAGAGUGCGUCCAGUAGCACCAGCUAACGUUACCACAGUCGUCAACGCCUGGAAUGCCACCGUGCUUUGGCAGUGGAAGUACGAGAGUUAUUCCUCCCUCGCUCUUGUCUGCCAGGUAGAGCUGACCUCUCAAGGGUCCAAAACAAAGCGUACCUCCUCUGGUGUCGGUCUGCGGUCAGUGGUUCUUUCAGACCUCUAUCCUGAUGAGGAUUACAGUAUUCAAGUCCGCUGUGGUGCUCAGAAAAAUUUCUGGAAGUGGGGAAACUGGAGCGAACCAUUAACCUUCAAAACUAACACUGAUGUUCCAGAUGUUCCUGAUGUGUGGUUCUGGAUGAACAAAGACAACACUGGGCAGGUCAUUUGGAAGCCUCUGACACGACGACAAAGCCACGGUCAGAUCACAGGUUAUGAAGUCACUCUCUGGACGUCUGAUGAAAACAUACAGCACACAGACAUCUUUCCAGCAGAGACGUCUGCUACACCAAUAAACCUCACACAGAUCGCUGCUUUCAGCGGUGACACCAAGGUCACAGCAACAGUCAUUGCAAAGAACAACAAAGGGGUAUCUCAACCUGCAAGUGUGCUCAUACCUCUACAUUUGACAGAUGUUGAACGCCUUUCUGUUUCGAGGGCAGUUUACACAGACAGAGGUUUCCCUUUAUACUGGCAGAGCGACGCCAACGCCUCCUGUGGUUAUGUGGUAGAAUGGUUUGAUGCCUCCUGUUCACAGAACUGCCUCGUGGAGUGGAUCAAGGUGUCUGCUGGACAAAAUAAUGUCUCCAUCGAGUCGGCCUCCUUCAAGCCAGGUGUGAGAUACAACUUCUCCCUGUACAGCUGCUCCUCGGAGGCCCCAGAGCUGCUGCAGCGCUGGCAGGGAUACAUGCAGGAGCUGGUCCCGUCCAGUUCUGUCUUUCUGUCAAUCAGCCAGCAGGACUUCAAUGUUGUCCUAACCUGGGAAGAGAUCCCGCUGGUCGACAGACGAGGCUUCCUCCUGGGUUACAACAUUUACAUGAGUAAUGGCUCCCAGCUCACACUUCUAGCAAACUUAUCAGACGUAGGAAGCAGGAGGUACACAGUUAAAGGUCUCUCUGAGGGCUACUAUAAGUUCACUGUCAAGUCGUAUACCUCGGCAGGCGAGGACACAGGCGCCACUUCUUCCGUAACGCUGGAGCCAUACACUGAUUGGCUCAUCCUGGAAAUCUUGGCUUCUCUGGGAGUCACAGCUUUAUUCCUCGUCAUUGUCACCUACAUUUGCUACAAGAAAAGGAAAUGGGUGAAAAUGGCAUUUUACCCAGACAUACCUGAGCCCAAGCUGCCUGGUGAUUGGUCCAGGUCUCAGGGGCCGUUGGAUGUGAAGUCAUCUCCUCACAGCAUGGUCCAUAUUGUAGAAAGGCCUGAGUGGGAUUCCAGUAAAGAAGCUCUUGUGGUCAUUCCUGAAGAAGACGAGGAUGAAGAAGGCCAGGGGAUAGGAGAGGAGCCAGUUGAUACAGACGAGCCAACGUCACUACGCUACUACAACCAAGUGGUAGAUGAGCGGCCAAUCAGACCACGUUUCCCAGACUCCUCUGAUUCCUCCGCAUCCUCUUUGGAUUCAGCACGCACCGAUGUGACAUACACAGGGAUCCAGACAUCAGGGUCUUCUUUGGUCUUCCAGCUGGAUCCACAGGGCUCCUCUGACACCCACCGCCCACAGGCUGAUCUGCCUGUCAGCUGUGGAGGUGGAGGAGGGGGUUACCGGCCCCAGAUGCAACCUAGAGCCCACAAUGAUGGCUUUGACUUAGCUUCACCCGAGCCGUUCCAAGAGCCUCAGGCUGCCAGCUCUGGGGGCUACAAACCCCAGUGCUCCUGGCACUUGGACUCACCAGAGGAGGCCGGGGAAAGCGCCGGCUUGGCGCCGUCUCUGGGAUCUCCCACUUCUGUUGCUUCCACUCAGUUCCUCCUCCCUGAUGGAGAGGAACACACAGAAGAAAAAAAACACCUAUCAUCAUCACCUGCAACCUGGUUCACCAACCUGUUGUCAUCCACAAAACCAUGAUAUCAUCUCUCCUUCACUACUAGCAGCCAGGCCAGGGAGGGGGGGUUCACAAACAGAUUAUUUUAAUGUAACAAGUAUUAUGCAUAGCACAUAAAGAAAGACAAAUAUCCCCUCUGGUGUAGCACUGCAUUCAUACAGUUUCACAUUCAGGUUAAAUAUGCUAAUUUAUUUGUUCAUUAAACACAUAUGUAGUUAGUUGACCCUUUUGCGCAAAUACUAUAAAUAUCAGAUUCUGUAUAUUUAUAUGUCAAAACAUUUCCACUAAGACAACAAAUCCCCUCAUACCUCCCCCUCUUCAUACACAGUACAUUGCACCCCCUGGCCUCCUCUGGUCGUUACAUCACCCCCACUGCCCCCUCUGUGUCUCCAUAUAUAUAUGGGCAUUUAGCAAUUGCAUAUCCUGUGUUACAGAUGAGAUUAUCCAGUUUUUAGCUUGCAUUUCAGAUGCUUUUUAUUUUUUGUAAUGUGAAUUUAAGUACACUACAGAAAAAAAACUGAGAGCAAAAAAAGACUGCACACUAUCUGAAAAGGACCUUUUAUUUUCUUGGAAGGACACUAAGAAGACAACAGUUGAAAUGGAAGGUCGCUGUGAAGAAAGGAAACCCUUCCACUGGUUGGUAGCUGUGUCUUCUGCUAGUCCACAUUUGGAAUAAUUUUUGCUUGUUCGAUAACAGCUUAGGAAAUAAAAGGCAAAAUUCUACAAAUUUAAAGGUAUAUCAAGAUGGCACUCUCCUGCAACAAAACCAAGGUAGCUUCCUUCCUUAGAGAUGUGGUCUGUUACUGUCUGAACAGUGGGUGUUCACUGAAAGAUGCACUUACGAUCGAGAACAGUGAUUCUGUUUCUCUGAUACGAGUGGUGCUCACUAUUAUGGUCUGGAAUUAUGUGGCUCAUGAGCCCAGUAGAUAAACACUGAUAUAAGCUAGAACAUGAUUAUAAACUGAUGUAAUUUAAUGAAUGAAAACGCUCAAUUGUUACUUUUGAGUUUAUUUUGUUGUUUUGUUAGUUGUUGUCUUCCUUUAUUUUUUUAUCUGUCUUGUUGAGAGUUGUGUUUCCCAUUCAGGCCAGUUUCACUUUUCAAUGUUGAGUGUUACGCUCAAGCUGAUUUGCAGUGAACAUAUGAUGAAUUAACUUUUGAAUUGCCUUGAUUAUUGUAAUGCUUCCAGAAACUUGCACGUUAUAGAAUGAAAAUGUAUUUUAUUAGAAUAAACCCCUUGAGGUGUAUCACCUCGUUUUCAAGGGGGUCUCAUUCACACCAUUGGUUUAUCACUAUUCACAACACUGCCUUGCUCCUAAAUGUAUCAUGAACAAGAAUAUAUUACAGCAAUGCAGUUCAAAACUGAUUAGAAAAUGUAUUUUACUUAACAUAAUGCAAAAUUGGCUGGUUCUAAUAGAUAUUAGUACACUGUAAAACUUCUAAACGAGGCUUACAUUAUGUUUGCCUUGAUGUUUCUGUCAACCUUUUUAGUUAAAUUGUGUGGGUGUGGAGAAUAAUUAUUUGGAAGCUUGAUUUUGAAGUCCAGAGAAUUUUAGAAAGAUGUAAAUCUGCAAUGAAUUUUAAGUUUUGAAUAAAAAGUAUGAACCUAUUAAUCACAUUUCAUGUUCUCCUGACACCUCCCUUUAGGGCGAAGUUUGAAUAUUUAGGGAUGUUGGAGGGACGAACAGGAAAGAACGUAUUUGGAAAUGCUUGAGAGUGCUUUGGCAACUCAAUAGGUCAAACACUGCCCACUAACUGUUUAAGUACACUUUUAUGCAGUACAUUUGCUCUCCACCAUGAGUUAGGCUUCCUUACAGCAUCAUUAUGCAAAUAUUGUCCUUUGGCAUUAAUUCCUGAGGUUACCAGAAGGUUUAUUUUAUCCAGUUUUUCAGAGUCAGGCCCUGGUUUGCCUGUGUGGCAGCCUUUCUUUAGUUUCUCAGUGCCUCCAGCUAACAAGCUUUAAGUAAAACUACUGUGACAUGAAUGAUGACUUCGAUUGAGAGUAAUAGCUUUAAUGAGGAAGGGAUUACAGGCAGACAGUCCUCUAUGACUACUGAAAAAAAUGUCUAUCUUCUUUGUCUUCGCCUCUAUCACUGAUCUGAAUUUUUGCCUGAUUAAGGGAAUAAAAUGGUUAAUAGAAUUUGUCAAAGCUAUAUCUUACACCAGUCCAAUUUGAUCAUAACUGAACCAAGCAGUUACAUUUUGUGAGAUCAGUGAUGAAAAAGAUGCAAUGGUAAAGGGUGGAUAUAGUUUCCAGUCUUUUAACAUGGCAACAGAUUCCCUUUAUAUUUCCUCUAAAUCUUUUAUGCAAAAAAACUACAUAUUUGUUGUUGUUUUUUCAUUGUUUCCUGCUUACAAUACAAAAUGCUAUGUUGUUUUAUGUUGUAAAUUGUAUUCCCCAUCCGACGACAGGCAGAUAUACAGUAAUGUUGACUUACCAACUUUCUUAGGAGGAAAAAAGGCAAAUGUUUAUUCUGAUGAAUCUCGAAUAUAUUGAGUCCUAUAAAAUAUAAAGGAAUCACAUGUUUAAUGUAUAUUUGUUGUGUGCUUUAACACAAGGAAACAUUUUUUUAAAAAUAUCUAAAACUCAUUUUAACUAAAUUGUGAUUGUGUCUUAUUAGGAUAGUUUUGCCUGCUCUGCAUUCCUAUCUUAUCACAGCAUUGUCGCUUUGCUAGUCACAUUGUAAUUUGGGCCAGAGAAUUCACCAAGCAGACAAACAUGGUGACAGCUGACUUGCAAAUUUCCAUUACAGACCAUGAUUUUUUUUUUUUUCCAUUGUUCAUCCACACCUUUAAUGGGAGCCUAUGAUUACUCUGUAGGACAUUGGGAAUGAGGUUUAUAUAGCAGGGUACACUUGCUGCCUUAUACAUCUUCAUCUCUGGCCCUACAUAUAUUUGCAAAAUUGAUGCAUGCUAAACUAUUACCACAAAACAGUUGCAAGUAAAUCCUUCAAACUCCAUGUUUAUGUUACUGUGUGGCUUUGAAACACUAACACUGACUAAUGUUGUGCAUGACAACAGGACUGAAGAAAUUUGCUCCUUUAAAGGCUUUCAUUUCUAAAAAAGGCUUUAAAUUUAAUGAUGUUUCGAAUGGUUUACUUAUUGCAUUUACGAGACAGUGAAGUGCUUCUGAUGAAUAAAUAAAUGUUAACACUAAUAAAACAAGUGAAAUGCUACUUGAAUAAUGCAAUAAAUUUGUCUGGCCACCCUUAA
Molecule: messenger RNA, 6418 nt
Organism: Labrus mixtus (cuckoo wrasse)
Lineage: Eukaryota; Metazoa; Chordata; Actinopteri; Labriformes; Labridae
Gene: lifra
Product: LIF receptor subunit alpha a
Exons: 18
Coding region: 258-3230 (990 amino acids)
Biological process (GO): cytokine-mediated signaling pathway
Cellular component (GO): external side of plasma membrane; signaling receptor complex
Molecular function (GO): cytokine receptor activity; cytokine binding
Source: RefSeq, a predicted model, not a curated record